Molecule: messenger RNA, 861 nt
Organism: Paramecium tetraurelia
Lineage: Eukaryota; Ciliophora; Oligohymenophorea; Peniculida; Parameciidae
Exons: 1
Source: RefSeq, a predicted model, not a curated record
AUGAUUGCUUAAGAUUCAAUUGCAAAAUAGCACCAUACACAUUAUCAUCAUAAAAGAAUCAAUCUAGAUAAAGCAUCUUUAAAAAAUAAGACUGCACUAUCCUUAGCAGUCCCAAAAUUUAAGUGUACAGCAUUAUUUUGUACAGAUAUCAAGACCCAAGAACUUUGUGAUAACACAGGCGAAUGUGUCUGGAACAAUAAUGGCGCAUGUGAACUGUUUUCUGGAUGUGGGUCCUAUUAAGUUGAUAAAAAAGAGGAUUGCUUGUUAAAGAGCACUUAAACUAAGUUUUGUACAUACGAUGAGGAAUAGUAGAGUAAUGGGAAAUACAAUUGCAUCAAUGAUCUAUCAAAAUCAGGUGGUGGCUUUAUGACUUGUUUCACAUUAAAUGAUGAGAGUCUGUGCAAUCAAUAUGAAUAUGCUGUAUGCACUUGGAGAACCUUUUCGCAGUGCUAGGAUGAAUCGGAUGAAGUUAAUACGUGUUAGCAAUAUCAAUAUUGUAUUGGUGAGGAGAGUAAAGAUUGUGCAGAUCUCUCGGGAUUUUAAGAUAAGUGUGAUAAAAGAGAAAAUUAUUGCAAAUGGAUUAAGGAUAAUAGUACAUGUAUGGAGAAAGAAUGUUCUGAUUAUGCAUCAGAAACUGAUUGCAAAAGUAUUUUAACAGAUGAUUUAAAACGAGCUAAGCCUUGUACAUGGGAAGAAGGAUCAUGCAUUUAAGGGUUUAAUUUGACUAAAUUAAAUAAGUACAAUUGUUUGAUUGAUUCAUUGAACACUUCUAUGUGGAAUGAAGUUGAAUAGAGAUGUCAAAGUUGUUAAUUUGAAAAAAUAUUGAAUUUUAUUAUUAUUGUAUUGUUAUUAUUAUAAUGA